GUCAGCCGGAGCUCCAAGCUAGUGCGGAUCUACAAAGUUUGUCCGCUCCGGGGCACCGUAGUGGCUUUUACCCUGGCCGAGAGGGCCCGGCUGGGCUAGACUGGGCUCAGCGGCUGGAGCCCGGCUCAGCUUAGGAGACCCUGAUGGCUGCGGUGUUUCUAGUAACGCUCUACGAGUACUCGCCGCUUUUCUACAUCGCGGUGGUCUUUACUUGCUUCAUCGUGACCACCGGCUUGGUGUUGGGAUGGUUUGGUUGGGAUGUUCCAGUAAUUCUGAGAAAUUCGGAAGAGACCCAGUUCAACACAAGAGUUUUCAAAAAGCAAAUGAGACAAGUCAAGAAUCCUUUUGGCUUAGAGAUCACCAAUCCAUCUUCAGCUUCAAUUACAACUGGCAUAACUUUGACAACAGAUUGCCUUGAAGAUAGCCUCCUUACUUGCUACUGGGGGUGCAGUGUUCAAAAAUUAUAUGAAGCUCUGCAGAAGCACUUUUAUUGCUUCCGAAUAAACACUCCUCAAGCAUUAGAAGAUGCUCUGUAUAGUGAAUAUCUCUAUCAAGAGCAGUAUUUUAUUAAAAAGGACAGCAAAGAAGAAAUAUAUUGCCAGUUACCAAAAGAUAAUAAAAUUGAAGACUUUGGUACAGUGCCCAGAUCUCGCUAUCCAUUGGUAGCGCUGUUGACCCUAGCUGAUGAAGAUAACCGAGAAAUUUAUGAUAUUAUUUCCAUGGUGUCAGUAAUUCAUAUUCCUGAUAAGACUUAUAAACUCUCCUGUAGAAUAUUAUAUCAAUAUUUACUCCUGGCUCAAGGUCAAUUUCAUGAUCUUAAGCAACUUUUCAUGUCGGCAAAUAAUAAUUCCACUCCCUCCAGCAGUUCCUCUCCAGAGGAAAAAAACACAGACCGAAGUUUGCUGGAAAAGGCUGGACUAUCUGAAAGUGAAAUGGAGCCUCCAGAAGAGAAUAGCAAGGACUGCGUGGUUUGCCAGAAUGGGACUGUGAACUGGGUGCUCUUGCCAUGUAGACACACGUGCUUGUGUGAUGGCUGUGUUAAGUAUUUUCAGCAGUGCCCAAUGUGCAGGCAGUUUGUUCGGGAAUCUUUUGCACUUUGCAGUCAAAGAGAGCAAGGUAAAGACAAACUGAAAAGUCUCUGAGGAUGUUGUUACAACUGAGAAGUACACUUCCUACUGAAGAUGCAGUGUUCUUGUGUUCUUGGAAUUAAUCAUAACAUGGAAUCUGCAGUGUUAACUGUCAAUGAAAAUUCUAUUUUGACUUCAUAUUUGUAUGGUACAUGGAUGGUGAAAAUUAAUUAUUCCUUGCUGUUCAGUAUGGCAAAUACUGGAAUCCCAUUCUGGGUCAAUGCAUAAAAAUUCAUUCAACCUCUUGAGAAGAAUGUAAACAUUUGUCCUUUUAUCAGCUAGAGGAUUUCACGUAAUGUUGAUUAGAAAAAUUCUGAAAAGCAAUCCAUCUAAAAUUCGAGGAAGUAAAAGUCUUAAGAUUUCUGAAUGUUUUUCCUUUGACAAAAUCUAGAAUGCAGUUGGGUAAAAAUGAAAUCCUUCUUAAAAUAAUUGUAUGUUCGCUGGUUUACAAAAGAGUUGGAAAGGGCUUCUAACUAACUUUAAAUCCUUUCCUGAAAUAUCUGUUUUUAUAAAUAUCCAGCUGUUCGGUUUCUAAUUUUCCUUAUAAUUAUAGUCACAUAAACACAAGUCUUAAUUUUUAAAUAUAGCUUCUUAAAUCAUAAAUGCAAGAAACAAUUCCUGACUGUUCUCAGUGUAUCAUAGACUUAAAUGAUACUCACUUAUAGGAAGCAGAUAUAUAAAACAUGGAUAAUAAAAUUUAUUGGAUAAUUAAAUGUAUUGUCCAAUAUGAUUAGAGUAGCUGGAUGUGACCUGCCAGGGAAGAUCCGCGAGGCUCUCAAUGCCUUACCUUAGAGUUCCUCCUGCACACGAACCCAUCCAAAACUGAAGGGGUUUAGAGCCAGAAAAAUCACUAAAAGAAACAAGUGACUCUUUUUUUCCUAGGGUGUUUUUUAUUCUAAGUAAACCCCAUGUCCUUCUUAAUAGUAAAUCACUUUGUUCAUCCCUUGUUACAUCCUCUUAAGAGUUGAGUAACAUGAUAGUCAAAAAAGCCCCAUUCCCCACUUUUCCCAAGAUGACUAAGAAGAAAAAAGUAAAUCAGAGCUUCCUGUUUCUUCAGUGGAAAUUACCUUUAACUCACUAAGAAAUUAGAUUAUGGCAAAUAAACUGUGACAUGCAGGGAGAUUUCCAAGCCUCAUUUGUCCUGUUUGUAUUAAGAAUAAUACCUUAUCUUUGUAUCAGUGUGUUUACGUAAUAUUAUUUCAUUCCCAUCAAAUAUAGCACUCUCAAAAAGACAUUACCUAUUCUCCAUUUUAUAAACCAAAUCAAAUUUCAUCUAUGUUCAAUAGCUAUGUAAUAAAUACCUUCUAGGGGCCAGAUACCUUUUGGGAGUCUGGGCUACCAAGAAUCAGACAAGGCUGCUGACCUCAAAGUAUUUGUCCCUAACAGAAGCAUUGAUGCCUUAUUAGAAGCACAUACCUAUCUUAGUAAUUCCUAGGGCCCUGUUCUAAUUCUAUCCGUGGAAGCAGGGUGGUCAAAAGCUACAGUCCCUGCUGCAGUUGGCUAGCUGUAUAGCAGUUCAUCUGGGAAAUUCACUUCGUAGGUCAGUUGGGGGAAUACUCAGGGAUCAUUUUGCCCAUCCUGUCCAUCCUGCUUCCCUUUACAGAUCUGUUUGUACCUAAACUGUCCUAGAUACAUGGUUGCUUUCUCAUCUGAGAUAGCUUCCACCUGCAAUCUCAUUCCAUUUUUCAUAAUUUUUAUUUGUAGUAAAAUAUACAUAACAUAAAAUUUACCAUUUUAACCAUUCUUAAGUAUACAAUUUGGUGGCAUUAAUUACUUUCACAUUUUUAUGUGACCACCACCAGUAUCCGUCUUCAGAAUUUUUCCAUCAUCCCAGACUGAAACUCUAUACCCAUCAAACAGUAACUUCCCAUUACCCCUCCCUUCAGCCCCUGGGCAACCACCAUUCUACUUUCUGUCUCUGUGAAUUUGACUAUUCUAGGUACUUCAUAUACAUGGAAUCAUACAAUACUUGUCCUUUUGUUUCUGGCUUAUUUCACUGAGUAUAAUGUUUUCAAGGUUCCUUUGUGUUGCAGCAUCUAUCAGAAUUUCCUGCCUUUUUAAGACCGAAUAAUAUUCCAUUAUAUGUAUAUACCACAUUUUGUUUAUCCAUUCACCCAUUAUUUUUCAUAACUCUUAAAGAUGAUUUGCCCUUAGCUCCCCUUGCUGCAACUAAAGGAAUUGUUUUUCCUGACCUCAGUAGUAAUAAAUAUGAGGAAUUUGGUAAGUAAUCAAGUAAAAACAAGUACAGUGUCUCAUAGAGGCUUAUGGCAGAAUUUGCCAAUAGCAGUGAAUAAGGGACAUCUUGUGAGAACAUCUACAAAAGCAUUUUAUUUUAUUUAUUUUAUGGAUCAUUAGAUAAAACAUUUGCUUUAUGUAGAGUAGUUGGUACUUUCCAAAAAUCUCAACCAGGGAUACAUUAAGCAGAACUGAUAGGUGAGUAGCCACCUCCUCCUUCAGUGACCCUUUCUUCCCAACUUGGUACCUAUGAGGGUUCUUAAUGUCGAAACCAGCUCUAGGGGAGGAACUUAAAAACUGUUGCUUAAGGACACAACACAGAUCAUCUCAUCACAUCACAGAUAAUCGUGAAUUAUCUCCCACUGGGACUAUUGUACUUUUUAAGCCUUCUCAUUAAUUGUGGAAUGAAAUUUUGUCUUGGCUUGUGGGAAUUUGUAGCAUCAAUAUAGGUAAUCUGGGGUUUAGGAAGGGUCGGUGGAGGUGAUUUCAGCCUCUUCUACUCAAUCCUGCCUCAGAUGGCCCUUAUUCCACUGGAUAAUUCCCUAACUCCAUUACCUAGAUUUUGAACACUGAAUUCCCCUCUCUUUUCGUAUCUCCCUAUAUUAUAUUUCUCCUGAAUCGUUUCUCUCUUGUCAUCAUGACCUCUAGUUCCUGGGUCCCUGAGUCUAUUCUAUUAAUUCAUGAACUUGCUCCUGGGUUGCUGGCGCAACUGUUUCAAAUGUGUUACCAUGUUGGCUUGCUCUCUUGGCCUCUCCACUCUACCUGCCCCAGCAGCCCACACGCUUGGCUUACCUCAACUAUGUUUCUUUCCUGCUGUUACCGCAGAAGGUCAAGUGGUCUAACCAAUUUAUGGAGUCCACCAUGAAGUCUCUCUGCUUAGUUGCUUCCAGGUCUUCACUGCUGCUCAACAAUCCUUUUAUUGUUUUUCUAAUGGACCCCCUACCGAACUCCCAAUAGCUAUUUCUCUUCCACUCUUGUCAAGUUUUGUACCCCACCACUGCUGUCUCACUUUCAGAAAAGAACCUUCAAAAGGUAGGUGAAGAUGAUAGACCCCCAAAGUCAUAUAUCUUGGGUUUUUUCCCAGCUCUGCCACUUGUCCCUUGGACAAAUUAUUUAACCUCACGCACUCUAAUCAGUUUCCUCAUCUAGAAAAAUAGUGAUAAUAGAACCUAACUAUAGGCUGUUGAGUUUUAUACCAGUUAAUAUAUGUGAAGUGCUUAGACCUGGGCAUAGCAUAUAGUAAGCUCUAUGUGUGACAGGUAUUACCGUUACUACUUUGUUUAGAUGUUCAAAGCCAGUAGACAUUCUUUUCUCUCUUCCUCAAAAGAGGAGGUAUAUUAUAUAUACAUUGAUACUUCUGAGGCCAACACUGCUUGUGUUAUUGAUCUCAUCUCUGUUUGCUCCCUGAACUCAUUUAAUUAUUCAUUCAGUAAUUGAAAAAUUACCGAGUGCCAAAGACAUUAGGCAUGAGAAUAUGGCAGUAAAAAAAAAUAGGCAAAAACCCAUGCCUUCAUAGGCCUUACAUUCUAGUAGAGAGGGAGACAAAUUAGUAAGCAGUAUCAUAUAUCAGGUGGAGAUUAAGUGCUCUGGAGAAAAUCAAAGCUGGCGUGAAUGAGUCGGGAACGUGAAGGAUGGAAGUGAGGAUUCUACUUCAAAUACGAUGGUCAAGGAAGGCCUCACCAGCAUAAUAGAGACCUUUAGAAGGCCAGGAAGUGAGCUAUGUAUAUUUAGACAAAGACACCUUAACUACUGCAAGUCUGAGAGGUGCAAUUUACUGAGAUGUAAACAAUUGGGAAAAGGCAGGUUUGGAGGAAAAGAGCAAUUUUUUUGUUCCAUUUUGGAUGCCAGUUGGAAAUCCAAGUAGGGAUCUCAAAUAAGCAGGUGAAUAUAGUACUCUGAAGUUCAGGGGAAAGAUCUGGCUGAUAGAUUUCAUGUUUUCUUGAUGCCAUGUCAUCAGCAUGGCAUUUAAAGCCAUGAGUCUGCAUGAGAUCACCGACGACAUGAGCACAGGAAUAGAAGUGGUCCAUGGACUGAGGGGAUACUCCAGCAUUCAGGGAGAUUGGGAGGAACAAGUACACUGAGAAGUAGAUGGUGAGGUAGGAGGAAAACCAGAAGCGUGGGCUUUACAAACCAUCCCAAAAUGGAGUUGUAUAAAACCAUCACCAUUUUAUUAUACUCACAGAUUGUGUAGUCAGGUAUUGGGACAGGAUAUAGCAGGGAUGGCCUGUCUGGGAACUUAGUUGGGAAGACCCAAAUGACUAAAGUGACUCAAAGUCCAGAGGACUAAAAUCAUCUGAAGGCUCUUCAUUUACGUAUUUGGUGACUGGUCUGUGAUGACUUGAAAGAUGGGCCAAGCUAGGACAACUUGUGGCCUCUCCAUGUGGCUUGGACUUUGUCACAGCCAGGUGGCCUCAGGAUAGUCAUUUCUUAAAUGGGGGCUCAGGAUUCCAAGAGUAAGUGUUUUUAGUGAACAAGGCAAAAGCUGCAUGGCCUUUUUUGUUUUUGCCUUUUUUUCUUUUUAACAGCUUAAUAGAGAUAUAGUUUAAAUACCAUAUCAAUACAAUUCCCCCAUUCAAGGGUUUAAUGUACUCACAAAGCUUUCCAACCACCCCUACAGUCAAUUUUUGAACAUUUUGAUUACCCACACGAAAAGCCCUGUGUGCAUUAGCCAUCACCCCCACUCCCUGCCAUGUUUCCCCAACCCUACGCAAACACCGAUUUACUUUCUUUAUAGUAUAGAUUUGCCUGUCCUGGACAUUACAUGGAAUGGAAUCACAUGUAGAAUCACAAAUGGAAUCACACACAAUAUGUGGCCUUUUGUGACUGGCCACAGAACAUUACUUAGCAUAAUGUGUUUAAGGUUCAUCCAUGUUAUAGCAUAAAUCAGUAUUUUAUUUCUUUUUAUUGCCAAAUAAUAUUCCAUUGCAUAGAUAUACCACACUGUGUUUAUCCAUUCAUCAGUUUACGGACAUUUAGAUUUUUUUCACUUUUUGGCUAUUAUGAAAAAUGCUGCUGUGGACAUUGGCUACAAGUUUUCAUAUGGACAUGUUUUAAUUAAUCUUAGGUAUAUACCUACAAGUGGAAGUGUUGGUUCAUAUCAAAAUUCUACAAUGAACAUUUUGAGGAACUUCCCAACUGUUUUCAAAGCAGCUGCACCAUUUUACAUUCUUACCAGCAAUGUAUAGUGUUCCAGUUUUCCCACAUCCUCACCAACACUUGUUAUUAUGUUUUUUAUUAUUGCCAUCCUAGUGGGUAUGAAGUGGUACCAACAUUUUUUAACUGGGUAAAAAAUACAUAACAUAAAAUUUACCAUCCUAACCCUUUAAAAAUGUAUAGUUUAGUAGCGUUAAGUACAUAACAUUGUCGCACAAUAGAUCUCCAGAAUUUUUCAUCUUGCAAAACUGAAACUCUACUCUCAUUAAAUAACAACUCCCUAUUUCCCCCUCACCCCAGUCCCUGGCAACUACCAUUCUACAGUGUAACUGUGGUUUUAAUUUGCACUUGCCUAAUGGCUAAUGAUGUUGAGCAUCUUUUCAUGUGCUUAUUAGCCAUUUGUAUAUUUAUUCAGAUCUUUGGCCCAUUUUAAAAUUGAGUUGACUUUUUGUUAUUGAUUUGUGUUUGUAUGCUAGAUACAAAGCCUUUAGCAGAUACAUGAUUUACAAAUAUUUGCUCCCAUUCUGCGGGCUAUCUUUUCACUUUCUUGGUGGUGCCUUUGAAGCAUAAAAGUUUUUAAUAUUGAAGAAGUCCAACUUACCUAUUUUUUCUUCGGUUACUGCACUUUUGUUGUCAUGCGUAAGAAGGCUUUGCCUAACUCAAGGUCACAAAGAUUUACUCUUAUGUUUUUUCUAAGGGUUUUGUCAUUUAGGUCUAUAGUCAGUUUUGAGUUAAAUGUUGUAUAUGGUGUGAGGAAGGGGGUUCAACUUCAUUCUUUUACAUGUGUAAAUCCUCAACAAAAUAUUAGCAAACCAAAUUCAACAAUACAUUAAAAGAAUCAUACACCAUGAUCAAGUGGAAUUUUUCCAGGGAUGCAAGGAUGGUUCAACAGAUGCACAUCUAUCAAUGUGCUACACCAUAUUAACAAAACAAAGGAUAUAAUUCAUACAAUGAAAUCUUAAAGGUACUGAAGAAUUGCUGCAGUAAUUUAAAACAGAGCAAUACAAUCAGAUAUGCAUUUUGGAAAUGUCAGUAUUGGAGGUGCUUUGAAUGUAGCAGUCUACAAAGUGGAAUGUGGCGAAAAUAUUGGAACUCAUGUUUAUUUUUAUAUGCAUGAGAAAUCACAUUUUACUAAUCUUGGAUUAGCUGGAAAACAUGCCAAUCACUUAUAAAUAAAUAUAUAAGUUUGGAAGAUGGUCUGGAGUUUGAAAUGUGGGGAAGACUAAAUGUGGAAAAAUCAGGAUCAAGAUACUAUUACAGUAAUCCAGCUGAGAAACAAUAAGGACCAAAGGA
This is a messenger RNA of Physeter macrocephalus (sperm whale), 7808 nucleotides long. RefSeq names its product cell growth regulator with ring finger domain 1 (gene CGRRF1). NCBI's taxonomy places the organism in Eukaryota, Metazoa, Chordata, Mammalia, Artiodactyla, Physeteridae. Gene Ontology annotation, biological process: negative regulation of cell growth. The transcript has 6 exons. The coding region runs from base 144 to 1142 and encodes 332 amino acids. The record is from RefSeq and is a predicted model, not a curated record.